AUCAUGAAUGUAUUAUACCGUCAAGUCAGGAAAAGCGUAAAUUCGACAAAAAUUUCGCUUUUUACACUAUUCUAUUAUACUAACGUUUUCCCUCAUUAAUCCUUUCUCUUUUUUUUCCGAUUAACAUAAAAAUACUGUUUUUAUGGCUGCAGUUCUUUAACUUGACAAUGCGUUGCGUAUGUUAGUGUCUUUACACGAAGUAUAGGCAUUUUGUUAAUUUGUAUUGCUGGCUCUAAAGUCAACAUUAAUUCCCUUACAAAUAGUUUGUAUGAAACUUGCGUAUAUUUUUUAUGAAAAUGUUACUUCGAGAGAUGGUUUUGCGUUUUAUAUUGCUUUUAUUAAGUUGCAGUAUUACUAUGAGUAGCAUGGAAAGUGGGUUUACAUUUUUACUUGCUCCAAGACAACGCGAGUGUUUUUUUGAAACUCUUUCUGUUAAUAUGUCAUUAGACUUGGAAUAUCAGGUAAUAGAAGGUGGAGAUCUUGAUAUCGACUUUGAAGCAUAUGAUCCAGAUGGAAAACGUAUAUUUAAUGAUGAGAAAUCAACAGAUGAAUCACACGAGCUUACUGUUACACAGUCUGGAGUUUAUAGCUUCUGCAUAGACAAUAGUUUCAGUAGCAUAACACGUAAAUUGGUAUACCUAGAUCUUGGUAUAUCAAGAGAUGAUAUUGAUGUUGGAAAUAAUAAUGAGAAUGAAGGGGGCAAACAUAUUGAAACUGUCUUUAAUAUAUAUGGCAAUAUUGAAGGCAUAAGAGGUAAAUUAGAGAAGGCUAAUUCAUAUCAAGGUGCACUACGAGCAAAUGAAGCAAGACAACGGUACUUUUUGGAGGCAAACUACUCAAGAGUUCUAUGGGUUUCAUCAGUGGCAAGUAUUAUAAUGAUAGGAGUUGGAUUAGUACAGGUAUAUUUUGUUCGAAGUCUUUUUGAUCAAAGACACAAAAGUAGAAUAUAGUUUUUAUAAGUCUGUUUACAUAAAACUGAGUCAAUUGUGAUGAAAUUAUGCACAAGAUUAUUAUUUUGUGCAUCACAAAAAUAAAGAUAUUUUAUGGUAA
Molecule: messenger RNA, 1050 nt
Organism: Xenia sp. Carnegie-2017
Lineage: Eukaryota; Metazoa; Cnidaria; Anthozoa; Malacalcyonacea; Xeniidae
Product: transmembrane emp24 domain-containing protein 5-like
Exons: 3
Coding region: 291-950 (219 amino acids)
Biological process (GO): endoplasmic reticulum to Golgi vesicle-mediated transport; intracellular protein transport; Golgi organization
Cellular component (GO): Golgi apparatus; endoplasmic reticulum; COPII-coated ER to Golgi transport vesicle
Source: RefSeq, a predicted model, not a curated record